AUGCAGAUACUUACCAGAAGCACAACUAAGGUCGUCGUGCCCGUCGCCAUCCUGGCUGUCGUCGCAGUAGCCAUACUACUGCUCAUAUGCUGGUGGUUUCCUCGCGCCUGGGCCAAAGGGACCGCUGCCGAUCGAGCGGAGAUGGAUGAGAACAAGAGACGGCGAGAGGCGGCUGAGGAUACGGCGGUGAGAAGUGGUGGCGAGGCAGAUAUUGAGCUCUAUAAUCGUGCUGGAGCUGAUAGAGGUGGUGAUGGGAAGGAAAAUUGUGCUAGCGCUGUUGGAUAUGCGCCACCGGUGACACCGUAUUAG
Messenger RNA from Drepanopeziza brunnea f. sp. 'multigermtubi' MB_m1, 309 nucleotides. RefSeq lists its product as uncharacterized. NCBI's taxonomy places the organism in Eukaryota, Fungi, Ascomycota, Leotiomycetes, Helotiales, Drepanopezizaceae. The record is from RefSeq and is a predicted model, not a curated record.